Messenger RNA from Vanrija pseudolonga, 1815 nucleotides. RefSeq names its product Sphingolipid C9-methyltransferase 2 (gene MT2). Gene Ontology annotation, biological process: cellular response to biotic stimulus. The coding region runs from base 26 to 1627 and encodes 533 amino acids. Lineage: Eukaryota; Fungi; Basidiomycota; Tremellomycetes; Trichosporonales; Trichosporonaceae. The transcript is spliced from 4 exons. The record is from RefSeq and is a predicted model, not a curated record.
GUAAAAUCAUUCAUUUUAUAUAAAAAUGUCGACGGUGGAGGACAUCAAGGCUACCCCGGCAGCGCCCGCUGCUGCUCCUGCCGCCGCUGCCCCCGCGGCGGCUGCUCCUGCUGCUGCCAACGGCAAGAAGGCCGACUUUGUCGACGCGGCCGAGAAGCCUGCCUACCGCGUCACAAACUACCCCGCGAUCGCCAACGCUCCUCUCCCCGCUGAGGGCUCUGGCGCGUUCAGCAACUACCACCUUGCUGCCAUCGUCCUCAUUGUCCCGUGGAUUGUCCAGCGCUUCAUCCCCUACUUCAAGGGCUGGACUACCUACUGGGUUCUCGUCGUCCUUCUCUUCCUUCCCCUCACCAUUGCCUACUGGGUCGCCACUUCUCGCUAUGGCCGCCGCAUCGACGAGAAGGUCCCCCUCCCCAACAAGCCCCUCAGCACCUACUACACCAUCACCGACGCCGACUUCAAGGAGAAGUGGGAGGGCAAGAAGAUCCCCAUGCAGAUCUUCCACGACGCCUACUUUGACGGCAAGCUCGACUUCAACGGCGACGUCCUCGACGUGAUGGAGUACCGCCACGACUGGUCGCGCUUCGAGCUCACCGCCGACAACUUCCGCUACGUCCUCUUCAACCUCGUUCCCGACGUCAUUAUCCACUCGCAGGACCAGGACCGCAACCAGAUCCGUGACAACUACGACCGCGGAGACGACUUCUACUCGUUCUUCCUUGGCCCCCGCAUGAUCUACACCUCGGGUGUUAUCCGUGACAUUAACCGCAAGGAGACCCUCGAGGAGCUCCAGGACAACAAGCUCAACAUGGUUUGCGAGAAGCUUGACCUCAAGCCCGGAGACAAGAUGCUCGACAUUGGCUGUGGCUGGGGCACUCUGCUCGCUCACGCUGCCAAGAACUACGGUGCUGAUGUCACUGGUGUCACCCUUGCCCAGACUGGUGCUGCCUUUGCCAACGCCCGCCUCCGCGAGAACGGCAUCCCCGAGUCGCAGGCCCGCGCUCUCUGCAUGGACUACCGCGAGAUCCCCCACCCCAAGGGCUACUUCAACAAGAUUUCGUGCCUGGAGAUGGCCGAGCACGUCGGUAUCAAGCGCUACGGUACCUUCCUCCGUGAGAUCUACGACCUCCUUGCCGACGACGGAACCCUCGUCUUCCAGGUCGCUGGUCUCCGCAAGUGCUGGCAGUUCGAGGACCUCAUCUGGGGUAUCUACAUGAACAAGUACGUCUUCCCCGGUGCCGACGCCUCCCUCAACCUCGGCUGGGUCAUCAACGCCCUCGAGGGUGCCGGCUUCGAGGUCAAGUCGGUCGACGUCCUCGGUGUCCACUACUCUGCCACCAUCCACCGCUGGUACGAGAACUGGGUUGCCAACAAGGAGAAGGUUGUCGCUGCCUACGGCAUCCGCUGGUACCGCAUCUGGGCCUACUUCCUCGCCUACUCGGUCAUUGUCGCUCGCCAGGGCUCGUCUUCCGUCUUCCAGAUCACCCUCCACAAGAACCUCAACGCGUACCACCGUGUCGAGGGUAUCCCCACCCACGCCGCGACCCAGGCUCCUGUCGCGCGCAAGAUUUCGCCCGUCGUCUCGCACAAGGCCCUCUGGCCCGAGAUCUACGGCUCCAGCGCCUAAGCUGGCCCCCUUUUGUGUUCACACACUGCGUGUCUGAACCACCACAACAUCAACGACUACGACCAACAUAGAUAGCUGCUCACCGCUAUAUCCACUCUCACCUACCCAUUCCCACGAAGACCAAAGGACGGACACAGGUCCGGGCCUGUGCGUCGGACAGUAAAAUGUUAUGCAAGACUCGUUCUGGG